Protopolystoma xenopodis is the source of this 291-nucleotide messenger RNA. NCBI's taxonomy places the organism in Eukaryota, Metazoa, Platyhelminthes, Monogenea, Polystomatidea, Polystomatidae. The record is from the annotation of a GenBank genome assembly.
CGAGACUACACAGAGACUCUAAAGACUGUACGCUCUGCCACUGAUGCAAUAUCUUCAUUCAGCAUAAACAUGUUGACUGGUUACGUUCUCAGACGUUUUUGGAUUCGUCACUAUGAAGUGUCAUCCGCACCACCAAACAAUAUUCCAUCAAAUCGAGAAAUUCACUCUGCCCCGUCGACAGACAUUUCGUCCGACAACUUUGCAUUCGAAGCAAAGCCAUGCUAUCAAACCCUUCCUACUUUUCACAAAGACAAGUUGCAACUCGGUGCCAAGGCUAGAGCUGCUCAAUAG